GAAAGGAGUCACCUAGGCGGACAACAGUACAGUUACCAUCAACCUCAAUCGUCAGUUCUAGCUCAAUCAUUCGACGUCUACGAAUAUAUGAAUCGAGGAGUGUGUAAUUUUCGCAAGUGAAGUUUUCAUUUAAUUUAUCAUUUUUGAGAGAGAGAGGGAUGAGGGAAUGUUUACUGCCUAUACUACUCGCUGUUAUUGUUUUAUCAACUCCAGGACAAGGCGACGUCGUAUCGUCUGCCACGGUAAAAACAUGGGCGUACAAACUCGGCUUCGAGCUGUCUCAGCUUGGAAAAUACGUGAUAAACGUGCAAAAAUUCGAAGACAGCUACAGAACGGCCCAAGUUGUACCCAGAGAUGGUAAAACACUUGUUCAUGAAAUUGCCAAGGACAUCAAGGCCAUGAUGGAAUCUAAAAUGUCAGCAAUUAGGAGAAUAAUGGACAUCGCCGAGACAGUCGCCCUGGACGACGAGCAGCUGGACGUCAACUACACGUACACAAAUGCAAAGAAUGUCUCCCAGGAGCUCCACUACAGCGUCCACUUUGGAGGUGACGUGAACACAUCGAUGUCCUCGGUUCACGUUCCCACAAAUGUCUACGAUCGUGCACCAGCGGUGAUCAAGGCGAUAAAAUGGUCAGCCCGUUUGGACGACACCUUCAUCAACAACUACAAACAUGAUCCCUCGCUGUCUUGGCAGUACUUUGGCAGUGCAACUGGAUUUAUGCGUCAAUUUCCAGCGACAAUAUGGAAUCCCAAGCCAGUCGAUCUGUUUGACUGUCGCACCAGGGGCUGGUACAUCGAGGCAGCCAACAGCCCCAAGGACGUCCUGAUCUUGGUGGACACCUCUGGAAGUAUGACGGGUGUUCGCAAGGAGAUAGCGAGACACGUCGUUAACAACAUCCUGGACACACUCGGCAACAAUGACUACGUCAACAUCAUCACGUUCUCCAACGAAACCAGGGAAGUGGUUCGAUGCUUCAAUGAUACCCUCGUUCAAGCCAACCUGGGGAACAUCCGAGAACUCAAGGACGCCAUAUCGGAAUUAUCGACAGAGCGAAUAGCUGAUUUUGAGAUGGUUCUUGUGUACGCGUUUCAGCUCCUAGCGAGGUUCAGGAAUGAGACCAGAGGAGCCAUGUGCAACCAGGCGAUCAUGCUGAUCACAGAUGGAGUGCCGUAUAAUUAUAAAGACAUUUUUAGGGAGUACAAUUGGGGUGGCAACUCAGAAGAGCCAGACAAGUAUGAUAUGCCUGUCAGAGUAUUCACGUAUUUGAUUGGGAGGGAGGUCACCGAUGUCCGGGAGGUCCAGUGGAUGGCCUGCGCCAACAGGGGAUACUACGUUCAUCUUUCGACGUUUGCUGAAGUCAGGGAACAGGUACUGAAUUACGUUCCCGUGAUGGCACGUCCACUUGUCCUCGGUAAACACGAUCAUCCGACAAUUUGGACACCGGUUUACGCUGAUAUCACUGAUCCCAAAAUGGCAGAUUGGCUGUGGGAACAGAAGGAGUGCGAGGAUCAGAAAGAGCGAGUCCUCGAGUUUCGAAGAAACAGACGUUUGUAUAUGUCCAAUCACCAGAGGGACAGGAAAUUAAUGCACAAACCCAAGAGACAUCACAGUCAUCACGAUGAGAUGCAGGAGUAUCAAUUGAUGACAUCUGUCAGUAUGCCGGUGUAUGAUAGACGGGAGAACGCGAACAUAACUGAGCAAGUGCUGAUCAAGGAGGCGUACUGGGUGUCCCAGACACGAGAGACGAGAAUUGCGGAUUUACUUGGAGUUGCUGGAACUGAUGUGCCUAUUCAGGAGAUACAGAAGCUCAUGUUACCUUAUAAGUUGGGGGUGAAUGGGUAUGCCUUUAUUGUUACUAAUAACGGCUACAUUCUUAUUCAUCCUGACCUGAGACCGGUUUUCCAGGGAAUACUGAAACCCUCCUACAAUUCCGUUGACAUGGCAGAAGUUGAGCUCUUGGAUCUCGAUGGUCAUCGUGACUUCGACCAGCAUAUUCUGCGGUUCCGAGACCAAGUUAUCAAUCAAGUGAACGGUAGCGUGACCCUCAACACGAAAUAUCAUUAUGAUGAUAUGAAAAGAGUUGGUCGGGUCAAAAGAAAAUACGAGUGCACUGGAAUCGAAAAAACGCCAUUCACAGUUGUCGUGAGUUUGCCAUUGUAUGGCCGCGACAAUUAUGGUGUUCACGCCACCGAGGAACUUCACAGAGCCCACGUCAAUGGUAAAAAUGCGACAGACUACUUUGCGGACAAUAAUUGGCUGGUUCAUCCCGAUUGGACGUAUUGCAAAUAUCAUUAUAAGGACGAGCACAGGUUUGAGUCGCCUGAGAAAUUGUUUUUACAUUUUCUGGAACGUACUCGUCAGCCAGGAUGGUUCUGGAGUGAUAAAAAAUUACCCUUCCAGCCACCCGAGUUGUCUGUCACUAAUACAGGAAAUAGCGGAUCUCAUUCAAGUUCAUCCUCAUCCGGUAAGGACUCAUUCUACUGCGAUCGUCAUCUAUUCCAAAGUCUCGUACACGAUGCAAAGGUAACCGGGUGGUUUGCAAACAUCAACACCACACGCGAGGAGAAAGGACCUUUAGCUAGGCUGAUGAAUCGCCUGCCCAGGAAAGAGUUUCAACAUCGCUUUGAAUUGGUUCUCGCCUUCAUGGCAACCCACAGCGGUCUGACAAGGUGGCAGGAUCUCGCCCAGGACGACACUGGUGAUCCAAUGCUACCUGACGAGCACUUCAGCAGAAUAUACCCCAGAGCGAUAGAUGAAAUAUGGUACAAGCGAGCUGUUGAACAGCAUUACGUUCAGCCAGACAGUUUCGUCUUCUCGAUUCCACCUGAUGAAAUCACGGAUGACUCGACCCUGGUGACAGCCAGUCGUGCCAUAUUCACAGGAAAUAAUGUGAAGGGCAAAGCUCCAGCGGCAGUCGUGGGCUUUCAGUUCAAGCACACGGCCCUCCAAUCCAUCUUCCAGAACAUCACGUUCAACUGCGAUGGAGUACCCAACUGCAAUCAUCACUGCAAUGACUCGUCCCUUGGGUGCUACCUCAUCGACAACAAUGCCUUCAUUCUAGCUUCCUCGGAAGAAGCUGAUGCUGGACGAUUCUUCGGAGAGGUCAGGGGACGGGUUCUUAUGGAUAUGGUGAACGAGGGCAUCUACGAGAAGAUCACAAUCUACGAUUAUCAGGGGGUGUGUUUUAUGUCUCGGCAGACGGCGAAUGAUGGGAGUGUCCUGCUGACACCCUGGGUGAUCCUCAGGAGGACUCUUUCCUGGUUAUUUGCUCGGAUCGUCUACACAUGGACGACCUUCGGCCUCUGGUCCUCAGAGCAUGCCUUCGCCCAAGAAUUCGAUCACGACGAUCACUUCGAGACUGACGACAAGAUGCCACCAGAAGGCAGCAAGCCACCUCCCUUCGAUCCUCGAGUAAUCAUCAAUCGAACGAAACCGACUCCCUGCGACCAACAGGUCGACCUCUACCUCCUUCGGAAUUCAUCGAGCAAUGUCUACGACAUCAGCUUCAAUUCCAGUAAAGGGUGUGACAGGCCCUACGUUGUCCAACCCGUGGACUUCAGCAAUAUGCUUCUGGUUGUCGUUUACAUCGACUGUCCUGGCACAGCUGACUUCAAGGUCACAGUCAUACCUGAGGAGAUUAGUUAUCCUAAUGCAUCUUUGGCAUGCCAGAAGGCGGGUGAUGGCCUCAAGAGAAGAAGACCCAGCUCCUGCAUCAGAAGCCAUCCCAGAGAGAGUGAAAUCAAGGACAGAUGUGGCAGGGCCACAAGUGUCAAAAUCAAUUCAGCCCUUUUUCUACUCAUUGCUUUGUCCAUACUCAUGGAAAUUCGUAAUUAAUUUUAUUAUUAUGGCUUAUUCCAGGGGAUUGUUGCAUCAACGACUGAUAAUACAGUACGAUAUGUUCCGAGCUGAUGUCAAAAUGAUUAAUCAUUGUUUAUCUUCCAUUGUUCUGAUAUGAGAGUGGUUGAACAUUGAUUAUGGUGCAUCACUCGUGUACAGUGAGUGUAUGAUAAUUUUAGAAAUGAGUUAAUCGAUCGAUGAUCGAUUUAUACUCUGAUAUUUUAAUUUUUUGAUUCUCAAGCUGAUUCGCUAUUUUGAGAUAACAUGGUGGAGUUUCAAAAAAAAAAAAAUCAGAUAUCUGAAGUAAUCGAAAAUCUGAGAAUAAUGGACCACUGCAUGAAAUAUAUAAUUACGGAAAUUAUGUACAGGAUUUAAAAUCUGAUAUCGAUAGGAGAAUUCUACUCAAUCUUUAUUCAUUUGUAUAUUCAUUAUCUGUACGUCAUUUUAAUUGAUAAUCGGUACGAGAUUCAACUAGAUUCAAUCGAUUAUUAUCGAAAAUCUUAGAUAGGGUUUCAUAGCUACUAUUUGGAGAUUAUAGUGUUCAUUAUUAUGUUAUCACGUUCAUUAUUUCGCUUUGUACAUUCAUCUGUUUAAUAUACACUGUUAUAAUCGAGUAAAAUUAAUUAACGUUAAUUUUGUAAAUUGAUGUAAGAUAAUAAUGGGAUAAUGAAGUGUAAGAUUGUGUGCCUUUCGUUGAAUUGUAUGGCACGCGGUUAUAAAUUAAAAUCUUGUUGUAUGUUUUUCAAAUAAAUUAUGGAAUCCUACUGU
Molecule: messenger RNA, 4607 nt
Organism: Diachasmimorpha longicaudata
Lineage: Eukaryota; Metazoa; Arthropoda; Insecta; Hymenoptera; Braconidae
Gene: Stj
Product: straightjacket
Exons: 17
Coding region: 159-3836 (1225 amino acids)
Cellular component (GO): voltage-gated calcium channel complex
Molecular function (GO): voltage-gated calcium channel activity
Source: RefSeq, a predicted model, not a curated record